GCUGCUAACGACACUCAAAAUUGCACAACACAGCCUCCAGUUUCGAAAGAAAAUUUGCUUCAAGGCGAUGAGGAACACUUCCAUGUGAGUCAAAAGGAAUUCAACCAACAGGCAGAAGAAAGAGAGCAUGUGUGGAGGCCACGCCCUGAAAAAGGAGUCCUUGUUAAUGAUGGUAAGUAGGUAACAGGAAGCAACAUGGCUGAACAUUUUUAUAAAAGGCUGAAAGGUUAAGUCAUUAUCAACACAUUUGUUUCAGACCGAUGACUCCUUUUAAUGGUUAGCGAUAAAUUCGUUUCUGAGUAAACAACUCGGCCAAGCCCCUUUCAAUAUCAAGAUUGUUUUUAAAAGUUGAAUGUCAAGUUAGGAUAGAUUCUGGGGAACCGUUUCCAACCCAUAGCAGCCUGUCUUAAACAAGUCAAUAUCCCUUACAAAGUCCAAAAAACAGUGUAACAGGUUAGGUCAGGUUUAUCGAGAGCGGCGAGUAUUUUGUGUUGUAUUCGGAGUAACGCGAGAAUGAAAAUGCUCCCUCAACGUUAACGGUAGGUAAAUUGGCCCUCGAAGGCUUUCUUACAAAAGGAGGGAUAAUGUGUUUUCUCAAGGAAUUUGGCCAUCACGGGUGUAACAUUUGCUCAGCGGUAGUCAUCACUCUAAAAUUUUUACACUGAAAUUACGAAUGUGGCACAUGUUAAAAAAAAUUCUGCUUACUUUGUAGCUCACUGUGGUUGAUUCGUUAAUUGCAAGCAGACUUGAAAGAAUUUGCAUCUCGCUGUGGUUGUGAUGCAUAGUAAUAUCUCCUGCCAAAAAAAAAGUUGUAUUAGGAAGCAAAUAAAUUAUUUGAGAACAACUGUUGGUUAUCAUUUUGCUAGAUGCCAAAGAUGUUGUGAUGAAGCAUGAACAUUGAAUGUUCCUAUGAUAAUGUGGUUGCUAUGAAACAAUGCAAACGGCGUGAGACAAUCUCUGGUGCAGAACAUUUUUGGCUUCAGAUUACUGGCCUCGGCCUUAAUAGAGCCAUAGUGGACGAUUCGCUAAGUUGAUGUGGGACAAGGGGUUGGGAUUAUUUUCUAACUUCGACUCUGAAAUUCUCAGUAGAUGGAAAUUACAUAUGGACAAUUCAAUCAUUUCUGGAGAACCCAGAUCAGUUCAUUCAAGAGAUGGACAAGACCACUGGCAUUGUUAAGAAGCAGAGGGAAUUUUUCAUUUUGAGUGCAGUGCUUCCAGAUCUUGAAAAAUCCUGGGGAGAGUGCUUAACCUCAAAUGACCGCGAAGAAGUCUGCAAAAUUUUGGCAAAAUUAACUUGCAGUUUAAACAGUGGUAAAGUUGUCAGACGUGCAUUGCAGCAGCUGUUUCAUCUGAUCUGCAAAGAAAAUUUUGGGAGCAGCAACGAAAACUUGAUGGUUGUCGAAGAAACUAUUAGAUCUUCGAUUCUAUCAUCCGAGAGAUUAUUUAGCAAGGAUGAACAUUCGGAGCAAAACCUCAAACUCUUUGUGUACAGCCGUAUUUUAUGGUUAGCUCUAAUGCAACAAGUCUUGCAAGACAAGAUGCUCGUUGUGGACAGGAAAGAAGAUCUGAAAACGAUGCAAGAAAAGCUAAAACGUUUGAGAACCAAAAGAAAGGAUGUUUUUCGCUACUCACUGGAGUUAAUCCAAACUACCAUCUCUCAUCUUUUGAGACUGCACAACAAAUCAACAGCGACAAAAAAGUUAAUUGACUCCCUGAAUGAAUGUCAAGAGUUUUGCGGAAAAAAAGAAAUUAAAAGCGAGGACUUAAAUGUCCUUCGGAAACUUAAUCAGGAGAAGAGUAAGAGUUUCCAACCAACUAAAAGAAAUGAGUGGUUCAAUUUGCACUGUAUACUGAUUCACCUACACGGAAUGGUAAGUCACUUCUGCGACGAAUAGUACAUAAUAAUCGAAAAUUAAACUUGCUGAAGCCUAUUUUCGCACUUCAUGCUUAUAUCUUUUAUUUAAUCUAUUAAAAGUUUUCCCUCGUGUCGAGAAAUUAUUUUAAUACGCUAUUUUGCCUCUAAGAUUAGUAAAAAGUAGUACAUCUUACAUGAAUCAUCGCUGUUGGAUUAGAAUCUAAUGUUUAAUCGAGAGUGUGACAUUCAAGUGGUAUCAUCCUCUUUCAUAAAUAAUUAGUUUUUUAGUCCGAUGAACAGAUUUCAUAGCUUUAUGUGAAUUUGAAAGUUGAAAAAGAACAGACAUUAUGGUCUACCUCCACAGGUCUUUCCGGGUAACCCAACGAGGCUCCCUUGCUCUCACUUUAGAUUUUUCGGCAAAGGGUGUUUAUUGCCGUUUUCUCGUGUGUGCUGUUGUGUCUUAGUUGUUUUAAAAUUUGACAUAUCUUUGUUUUUUGUAUUGUUCAAUUUCUCAGUUUGUUUAAUAAGGUUAUGCAAUGCUCAUUGCUACUUAAUGUAUAUAUUUAUGUUUAUUCAUUCAUUCAUUUGUUUCUUUAUUCCUGUCCAUCUCUUUAGGUGCACAGUGAAACUUCAGAAACCGGGAAACGGGCUAUGAACCUCAUUAAACUGGUAACUGAUGCAUAUUUAAUGGAAGGAGGUGGAGCCGACUGGAGGUUUUGCCUACUGGCAUCGUCAAUUUUCGUUGAAAUUACGAACAACAGCGUUAAUAAAGGUAAUAUCUGUUCCUUUGUAUCGUUUUGUCUCUUUUGAAUUAGUUUGGUACGACGAGCGGAAAUAAAAUUGCAUAGAAAGCAGUUCUUUUAAGCUUGUUGAAAAACCAAAGCUGGAUAGGCUGGUGAGGGUGUGUAUAAUGCUUCCUGGUUGAAACUGAGGUUGAAAAAGGUGUUUGCUUUUAGGAAAACCGUGCUUUGAUAACGCACUUUUAAAAGCGACGAGGUCCGUGGUUUCGAAGAUUUUAAAGAAGGCCGAUCCGUGGCUUAGUAAAAACGAUCACUGUGUAAACAUUACAAACUAGAAGUAUCAAGUAAACUAACGUAUGAGUAUAGGACAAAAAGUUACACUAUACACUAGACUAUACAGAUCUAAUUGUAACAUAUUUUAACAUUUAAUCUUAAAUGCUAAGUUUGAUAAACUAUACAUAUUCUGUAUAGAUUAAUUAAUAUAAGUAGGAAAAUGGAAUCACUUCCUGGAUUUUAAUUCAGGGUUCGGGAUCAUAGUCCCAUCCAGUUUCCAAAAAGAGAUGUCAAAGACUUGUCGAGUGGCAACGGUAGUGUGAUCAUCAAUGUAAGCCAUUCUAUUCAAACUCAAAAUUCGACCUCAACAGUAUUCUGUUUCACUUUUCUUCAUCGCUGCGACCGUUAUCCGUCAGAAUAAAAAAAUAGGUACAUGUAUUCACACUGAUUUUACAAUAUGUAAUAUCAAAUGACGGUUUUACCAUCUAAAAAUAUUGAUAAUAAUAAAAAUACUGUAUUCUCUUCUCUCUCUGUUUGCUACAAAAUGAUUCCACAACGGUCAUCCUAUCCCUCUCUUCUACAAGUAGUAAACGUUUUUGGGUUUAACUGGGAAUACCAUAGAUGCAAGGUAAGGAUAGAGUUUUGUACAAGAUCUUCGUUUUGAUAUUUGUGAAUUUUCCUUUCUGGCACAGAAGUGAGAUUGGAGGCUUGUGACUGUUUACUGAAUAUGCUUAGAGAUGAAAUAGUGCAGAAAACACCAGAGUGUAGAGUGCUUUUAAGGCGGGCAGUUCCUGAUGUUUUCUUUUGCUCAGACAAGGAAAAUAGGACAAAGCUGGUCAAUCUACUUUCUUGGGAUGAAGUUCUUUCGCUUGACCAACAUACUGAACGUCUGGUCUUGGAAUACAAAACACGAGCCCUGGAAAUCAACACGAAAACUAUUCAUCAAAGCACGAGCUCUUUCGUUAGUACUGGCAUGUUUCAAGGAGGACCGGUAAGGGCACGAGAGUACAUCAAUAUCAGAGCUUCUUUACUUAAGUUUGUAGCUUAAUUAAAUCCAUCAUUCACGCACGUCUACUUUGUACCCUCCUCGACACAGCUUUACCAAGUUCCCUGUUAGGUCUUUAAGUAACAUGACGCCUAUAAUAGGGUGGGAAACUUGAGGUACCGUACAUACGGCAAGUGUACCAUGUAUACGCGAACAUUGCUAUAUUUUUUUUUGUUGUGCUGCAUCCAUCCUUCUUAUAUGUUACGCCGGCAUUUUCAUUUGAACGUAAGAAAUUAAUGAAAACGAUAGUCUAAGCGCAAGUUGCAAAAUACUCUAUGAUUCAGUUUGUAAACAAGGAGAGUUUAUUUCGCUCUCGCCGUAGCAUGUCAACAUGUCAGUUUAUUAUUUUCUAUUCAAAAGAAAUUUUGUAAAAAGUGGUAACUAUGCUCAUCGGCAUACAUUAUUACAUGGAGAUAGAGCGUGACCCUGUUGGUUUAAAAAAUUAUUACAUAUCAUUUUCAUUUCCUUUCCUUUUAUUGCUUCCAUCACUGAUACAUUUUUUACGUUUUUAUAGACUCGUUACCAUAUUUUAAUUGUGAUGAGGGAGUCUAUAGGAAAGCAAAAUGAUUUUUGAAAUUAUACACUGGAAAAAUGGGACUUUUUAGUAUGUGUAAUCAAAUGGUCACGAGUGAAAUUAUUCCCUAAUUUCACGAGUAUACCAUUUGAUUACCUAUUAAUAUCAUAGGUGACGAAUUACGUUAGUAAUAAAAUGUUAUAAAUUGUAAAAUUAUAGACUUUUUAUGAGAGUGCAAAAGGAAAACAAAAUGUAUGUAAAAUCAUGUUUGCAGACAUUUCAUAAAGUUAUUUUAUAUAUGUAUAUCGAUAAUGGUUAUGAGAAGUCUGUAAAUUUUAACUGCGGAAUAAAGUGAGAAGAUUGAGAAAUUUAUAGACUUACAUGCAUUGUAAAAACUCUGAAAAAUCUUUGUAAAUUUUAUAGAGACUGUCUUAAGUUGUUCCAUCCCCGUAAAAUCUCUGUAGGGCAUUGUAAAAUCUCUGUAAAUAGCCCUUCUUUAUUACUUAACAUAGGUUUUGUGACAGUAGACCCCCUCGUGUGAUUCAGACAAACUAUAUAAAAGGCUUUGUAUGCACAUAUGUAUUUUCUACGUGAAAAUUCUUCGCGACAUCCGAAAUGAAUUUUUUUAAAAACGUUUUUAGCUUUAUUCUAACAUAUAAAAUCGAAACCGUAGUUGCGUCUUCAGGUUAAAUAGGUACUUGUACAUGUAGCACUGGGACAUGAUCUAACAUUUAUCAGUCUGACUGUGUAACAACAUGUCAAAGAGAUUGUAUAUGCGUUUCGCAUAUACAAGCCUGUGGAGGAAUUUGUAAGCUGUAAAGCCCCUGAACAUGAACACAAACCAGAAUUGUAUAUUUAGCCUCCGAGCCGGCUCACUUGUGCUAGUUCGGAAAAAAAUUUUGGCGACGGAGCCGCCAUCGGGCGAGCAAAAGUCCCUUCUCCCGGAACUCGCCCAAGUGAGCCUGCUCGCAGGCAUGUUAUGUUUGGUUGUGCGGCCAGGAAGGUACCAUACAGUAUUUUAUAUCCUAUAGCAACGUAACAUAAAGAGCAUUCUUUGCCUUUGCGUUUAAACAAAUGCACCUUUUUAUGAACAGCUUUGCCGCCUUGUUCUCCAAACAUUUCUUAGUGAAAUGCCAUGACAUAUUUCACCCACGGUAAUGCCGUGACUCUGCAUUUGGAAUAAAAUCACUCAUAUGAACAAUUAUUUUUAUGUUUAAUGACAUAGUCUUGGCACUCCUUUAUUAUUAUCAGGAUAUAUAAUAUCGAAAGUGAGCCAGAUUUUAUUCCUUUUGACGAUUAAAAUCUUCAAAGACGACGUAAAUUUGCAUCGGGUGUCAGCUACGCCAAAUAGUUACCUAAACCGUAAGGCAUUUUCAAAAUGGACGCCAACUCUUGACGCCCGAGAGCAUGUGCAGAGGGAAGCUCGCUGACCAGUACUUUAAUCUUUCACAUAGCUGAUUCCUGCUGUGACACACAUGGAAAAGUUACGUUCGCCUGAAAUUUACUUAAUAAUCAAAACAUCGGGCCCCAAGCAGGGAGGAUGAGACAUGUAUGCAGCGACACACGCAAUGCCUUCAGGGUGAUUCGUCCGCCAUUUUGUCUUGUUGCGACCCCGACAACGAAGCCCAUUUUACGAUUUUGCUUUGCCUUAAGAAACCCAAGAAUUAAUGUUUAUAGAACGGUUGGAACGUUUAUAUAAAAAGAACAUUUUUACCUGUCUGAUAAUACAAGUGUUAUAGUCGUAUAUUCUAAUUGCAUUUUCAAAAUGGACGCCAACUCCUGACACCCGAGAGCAAUUUGUGGUGAGGGAAGCCCGCUGAUGAGUUAUUUAAUCUUCUAAAGAGCUGGUCCCUGCUGUGACACAUUAGAAAAGUCACGUUCGCCCGCAAAUUUACUUAAUAGUCAAAACUUUGGACCCCAAGCAGGGAGGACGGGACUUGUAUGCAGCAGCACACGCAAUGCAAUGCUUUUCGGGUGAUUCGUCCACCGUCGACGAAGUCCAUCUUACGAUUUGGGUUUGCCUCAAGGAACCCAAGAAUUAAUGUUUAUCGAUAGUUAGUUUACUUAGCAGUUAGAACGUUUAUAAACAAAGAACAUUUUUACCUGUCUGAUAAAACAAGUGUGAUAUUUGUAUAUACCAAUAUUCCUAUAUAGGUCGCUGUCAAGAUUCUGAAAGUCAAAAAGCAACAUUUGUUGGAAGAAGAUGCAAAAUGCCAGGCUAGAGACAAACUUUAUCGAGAAGCCUACGCCUUGAGCCGACUAAACGUAACUCAACACCCGAACUUUCCUGUCCUUAUUUGCCACGACACGAAAAGCUUGCCGUACCAUCUCAUCACCAAGUUCGAAAUGAGGGGUGAUCUGCUACAGGUUGUCAGGCUGUCCAGAGGAAAGAAACCUAAUCUGUCGCCCACAAAACUUCUUAAUAUGCUCAUCGACAUCAGCAAAGCCCUUCUUUACCUACAAAGAUUGGGUUUAGUUCACCGCGUGGUCAUGGCAGAAAAUGUUCUUGUAGGAGAAACAUUCACCUGCAAAUUAAGUGGUUUGCACUCUCUACAGAAAUUGCCAGCUGAUUCAUUAUCUGAGGGUAAUAUAUUUCACUAUACGAAUAGUGAUAUGUUGCCCAAUGUCUUGCAUCCUGCCUUGAGGUUCGGAGUGGUACAAAAUGACUGUCGCGUUUUUCAAUCGUAGUUACCUGUGCUUCACUACCAUUGUCCCUUUUUUAAGUGAAAUCUAUUACGAUAAGCACUCAACCACUCAUUAAGUGCACAUGGAAAUAGUUUUUGAGGGACCAGAGACUAAUCACAUCGCAUCGCAAUAGGAAUAACGGAAUCAAAAUUCCUCAACUUAAGUCCUCUAAAGAAACAAAACGACUUAUCGAUACCACUACAAACUUUAGAGGUAGUUCUAACGCCUACUAAUGGCAUAAGAAGCGAUAUUCAGCAUCCCUUACAUGUAAAACCAUGCAAUACUAUUAAGGUACAAAUCCAAGCAAAACCAUCAUAUGAUGAUAAAGACCACUGAUCGAGUAUGCUGCAGAAGCAACUUUGUCGAAAUCAGCGUGUAAAGCAAGGGCGAAUUUAGGGGUGGGCAGGGGGGCCGCGGUCACCUCAUUUUCGUUGAAAUUUUGUAUUAUUUUUAUGGGACUCUCAGAAAAAUAAAAAGUAUCUCCAUACCUGGCAAGUGUCCCGGACACCCAUUUCUGAUUUUUUCUGGAUCCGCCCCUGUAAGGAGCCUGCUUAUUGAGACAAACGGUAAACAAACUAUGGCCACCCUUGUGAAUAACCUCAUGACAUGUUCCAUGAUAUUUCAACUUAUCAAUACAUUCAAUGCUUUCCAGGUUUUAUAACCGCCAACGAUGACGAGAAGUUUCCAGUUAGAUGGAAAUCACCCGAAUGCUUAACAAAGCAUCAGUAUUCCACCGCCUCUGAUGUUUGGGCCUUUGGAGUACUCAUGUAUGAAGUACUAACUCGUGGAUGUGUCCCUUACAGUCAUUUGUUGGAUGACAAACAAGUAUCUUUGCAAGUAAGCAUUAGAAUCCUAUAUCAGUCUAACUGGAAAGAGAGUGUCAGUUCCUGAAUAUAAUCACUUAACGUAUACAUUGCAAAAGAGAAUUUUAUUACCAAAAAAUGUCACUUUUCUUUCAAACCACAAAAACGCAUGGCAACCACAAAAGACAGCCAGUUACGGUUCAGUCUUAUUAAAAAUGUAUCACUCUUCGUAAACUGUAAGAGUAUUUUUUCCUGAUCUCGAUAACCAAUCAACGGAAAUGGAUUGCAACGUGAAAUAACUGAUUCAACUCUGGUGCUUUCGUACUACAGUCAAGCCCCGUUUAUACGGACAUUGAGGGGAUCAUAGAAAGUGUUAGAAUUAAGCGGGUUGAAAAUGUAGAGGCUUUCUUUUUCCAGCACCAAAGCAAACUGUCUGUAAUAAUGAGAUGUCCGUAUAGGUGAAUCCUUGCAGUGUUUACAUUUGUUGUUUCAUUAGCACAGGCUUAUCAUUAUUUGAUGAAGCUAAAAUGAAAUUUCUCAAUGUUAAAAGACCGUAACAAUUUUUAGUUAGCUCGGAAAGUUUGAGCCCGAUAUACCAAAUAGCUUGGGAGAAAUUCUCUUUGAAAAAAAUUAAAAUUUAAAAGAAUGUAUGAGCUCAUUAACGUUUUGCCACCUAGUAAUUUUGCAGUUAUUUUCUCUGUUACUGGUUGUAAAGAACUGAAACUUGCACAAACUGCAUAAAUUAACCAGCUUAUUCAUUUUUGAACCUGUUUGCGGUAUAUACAGCUACAUCUUUUAUGGGUGGACCCGACUCGAAAUCCCACGACAGAUUUCCCUAGCUUCAGCAAAUAUAUAAGCCUCAGAGCUCUUAAGUUUGUACACAACGCAGAAUGGCCGGAUAUUUAUGCAUAAUAAUGAGCUACCUCGGUGGGCCAUUGAAGCAUGAACGCUCCACAAAAACGCCACGAUAAGAGAUAAAAAAGAGGACUUGGCGAAGGUGCCUCACGAAAAUUGCCAUUUUGAAUUAUGCCUUUGGUCUACUUUUAUAAUGUCAAUUGCUUUGUGUAGUUAAAGGGCUAAUCUUCUAUUCUACGCAAAAAGCAAGAAAGUCCGACGAGAAUAAUUUGUAGACUUUUAGCUUCAAAACUGUGCUUUUUGGGGACUUUUAGUAUGGGAAAUGAAAAUACCGCAUUAAAAUUCAGAGUGGUUUUUUUCGAAAUAAGUGAAAAAGUUCGUAUCAAAGAACGGUUUAUUUUAAAUACACAUCUCCCCUAUACAUUGCGAUUUUUUCGACCAGAUUCAAGAAGAAGGUCUAUACUUUUACGUUUGAAAAUUCGAGGUUUAAAAAACCCGCCUAUUUCCAGGCGAGUCUUUGUCUUGCAGUAUAACAAUGGGUGCCACGAAAAAAGACAAUACACAGUUAACUCUUUAAGCAAUAGAUCACACUUUCUAUGGGUUUACCGGCGUGAUACCCACGCGGGAUGUUGGGAGAACACGGGAAAAGCUUGUAUAUCACGAGCCAAAGACCAGUAAUUUACAAACUUUUCGGGUGUUGUCCUAACAUCCCAAGUAGGUUAUCACGCCGUUAAACCCAUAGAAAGUGUGGUCUAUUGCUUUUAUAUAGCCUGCGUAGCUGGUGGUAUUAUGUGGGUGCGAGAUUAAAGUUUUGGUGGCGGAGCCGUGUUCCAGAAAAAGGGAGUAGGGACGAGGCGGUUGAAAUACCGCCUGCCAGAAAACCCCGGUAUUUUGAAUAGUCCGCACACCGGUGUAUAGAGAAACGGAUUGGUCGAGGGCCAUACAUAUGUUAAUCAUGUUAGAUGAUCCUUCGCAUAUAUUUCCCAAUUAAGGGAGCAGAUGGCAAACUGGAAAAGACGUAAGUGAUUGUUAUUUCCCCUUUAAAAAGAGCAUAAUUGAUGACCAAAUUGCCGAAAUGGCGUCUUUAAACUUCACAGCGUUGGAAUUGUCUUUAUUUAGCCGCAAGAACCAAAGGUCAAAGAAAAUUAAAACACUAUACAACUGCAUCUGAGAUCAAAUCCUAUCAGGGAACACCUACAGAAGAAUAAACCACAGGAAAUGGUCACUCAGUAUGCAUGUAACAAACCAGCUUCAUGACCUUUUAAAGUUAAGCCUAGUGUGGCAAAAAAAGAUUUACUCAGUCAAAGUUUAGAAUGAUACAUGCACUGUGUAGUGCUAGUAAGCUUCGCGCGAGAGCCGAGAAAAAAAAAACCUCUGUUCAAGCAAACUCACAAGGUCACGUUUCACAUUAUCAGGAGCUUAGGAGUCGUGUUUAGCCUGUCAACUCUUAUUUCUAAACUGUCGCGCGCGAAAAUAAUCGGAAGUUUCAAAUUGCAGGUUUCUCUUUGAUUGGCUGAUUUAAUUGGGAUCAGCUAAGGUGACAAAAGUGGGCGGCAUUCGAAAAAUUCUGGUAUUCUGGCAGGCGGUAUUUCUCGAGGCUUCGCCGCUCGUGACGGCUCCGCCGUCAAAUCUCACUCGACUAUAUUACAACGGCUCCGCCGCCAAAUCUCACUCGACUACUACACAAUACCGCCAGUCACUCGACUAUAUUACAACGGCUCCGCCGCCAAAUCUCACUCGACUACUAGACAAUACCCCCAGCUACGCAGGCUACUUUUAUAAAGUAACUUUAAGUUUUCUAUGAGUUUACCGGCACAAUAAACCAUAGGUUUUUAACCAAUCAGAACGCGCUUACUAUCUUAGUUAUUUUAUAAAUUGUUAUAAACUAGAUAUCAUAUGCAGUUAUUGCGUUCGAAGUACGAGAACGCAACCCCUAAUUUCUGUUGGGUGUCCUGUACAGCCAAUAAGCGAGAUAUUCUGAGAUUUGUGUCGACAUACAUUUGCCUCGCUUAGAGGAGAUAGCAUACGUUGUGGCUCAUUUUGUUUAUGUUUGAUGUUUGUAGUCUUUCAUAACUAUGUUCAAAGUAAGUUUGAUCUUUGAUCUCGAUCUAAAUGCAGCAUAAAGUAGUUCUUCUUGUAGUGCUAACUUAUUCGCCGCAGGUUCGUGAUUACUUAGUUUCAUGCAAUUCAGCUUUGGGUAAGAACACGACGUUUCAGAUGGGAGAUAUUCCGUCGGCACUCUUUAGCUGUUGGUGCGUCAUCUUUCACAAAUGUGUUCUGUGUGUUACCGUAGAGUAUUCUAAUUUUAAGUUUAACUAGCAUUUUGUGCAGCGAUUUGUAUCAUGAUGCUCACGAUUGACUUAAACUUUUAGAUAUCAGUAAAGCUUUAGAGUUCCAAGUUUUUUUGCUGAGGUAAGGGAAAAAUCGGUCGCGAGAUUUCGAGGCUAUUUAAAUUUUUUUUGUAAAUAUGCGGCUCCAAGUAUAUGCCGAUAUCUCACAGUCACGUUUUUGUACCUACAAGAAAGGUCCUAUUUUUUUAGUAGCACGCAGCUUUUAGGAAUUUUUUUAGCACUUCGUUAAGUUUCAGGUAUUUAAACUAAACACAGGAUCGUUUUCUUCCCUAUAAUGGAAUCAGGGAAAGUCAGUGAACCAUUUUCGUUAAAAUGAAGUUACUGCAUGUUUUAUUGGUAGGUUAAAAUUGUACCGUACCAAAAAACCUUUCCAGGUCUGAAAAAUUGUUCUACUUCCUUCACUGCGCGCUAUGUCUCACGGCUUUGCUGAGUGAGUUUCAGUUAGUUGCAGCAUAAAGGGGAGUGCAGAAUUCUCCAAACGCUAAAACUUUUGUGAAAACUCACCCCCGUACAACCCCAACUCCCUCAUGUUUACUUCUCCCUCUUCUCCCCUUUUCUUUACCAAAGCCAAAGUUCGUCCCAUUAAGCAACCCGUACCCAUCCGCGGUCACUCUUUUCCAACUUAUUGUUUUGCCGAAGCACGAUUAUGUGAACAUAAUUUUAUAUGAACUAGUGGUGUUAUAACAACAAUUGUAACACUUGAGCUUGUAUAUUUAAAGAUUGUGGAGGGUAAAGAAGUAAUUCCUCAGGAGUCCUGCAUUAGCGAGGUGGAAUAUGAGCUGAUGAUUCAGUGUUGCACUAGGGAGUUAUCUAGUCGACCCAAAAUGACUGACAUCAGACAGAGGCCGACCAAAUUGCUGAAGAAUGCUGAAGGUAAUUAACUGAUUAUAGUCGUUGAUAAUAAUCGAUCUUAGCGAUCUUUUAACUUAUAGAAACAAAAACAUUUUAGGAAAGGUGCGUUAUUUAUUGGGGGCGCGGGUUGGGCCUGGUCAUUUAACAAAUUUUUGGCUUAAAUGAUUUGGCCCUUCCACUUCCUGGAAUGGAUUUAAUACAUGUAAUAAUGCCUGACACUCCACAGACACCCGCCAAAAAAUAUCUGAUCCUCUUCCACCUAUUCAACAGUUAUUUCAUGACCAAAAUAAUCGAUAUGGAAAAUAAAUAACCUAGGAGCGGAAAAAUGAAUACCUACGGUGAUUCCCUGACGAAAAGGUUGAAUAUAUUGAAUUCCUCAAUAGCACUCUGCCAAAAUUGUACUUAUCCUUGAGGACCACUUGUCCCUACAAGGAACGCUUUCGCCGCUGUCUCGUGAUUUAAAAAGAAAUCACCGGUGGAAAGUUCGCAAGGCUUUGAAAACAACCAAAUGUUGGCUUCUGUGUCUACUGUUACUGGGAGAUUCAUGGAAAGGAAUUGUAGCGCAAAGCUCCAUGACACUAGCAUGACAAGACCAACGCUGAUGACCUUUCGAAGUUGAAGCUCAAAAUCGAUGAGCUGAAUGCAAAAGUAACUGAAGAUGAUAAUAUGCUAUUUGAUUCAAAUGGAGAUGAUAUUUAAUCAAGACAAAAAUUCAGUCAUGAUGCAAAUGCAGAAAUACGGAACUCGAUUAAUGUGUGAUGGAAUCCAGGUUCCACCUGUGUAUCCAUGCUUACUAAAGCACGUUUGGUAACUGAUUCUGAACCCGGAGUUGGCUGUCUAAUGCACAAACCAGAAUGCGAAUUUUAUAGAAAGCACUAAAUUCAAGACCUGGAGAAUUUGCUGAGCAAGAGAAAACUCAAACAAAAUGAAGCAGAGUGGUCCAUAGUCUGAAAUGUCAUACCACUCCACCCCCUAACCUGUGGAGGGCGCGGCCUCGGGUUAGGGGGUAGAGACAAGUGACAUUUCAGACUAAGCGGUCUAAUGUAUGUAUAGGUGCAUGAUAAUUUGUGAAAUGGAGGCAGUCGCACACGAGACUUUACCCUGCCAAAAGUGGCCUUGGUUAAAAUUCAUCACUCUGUCUCUAGUUUUCGCCACUCUUACCAUGUUCGCCAGUCUAGCAAUUUUCAUAACAAUCGCCACUUUACUAAGAGCCCCUUUUGCCAUCUCAUUUGAAUAUUCGCCAAACCCUUGUCUACUUCAGCCAUAUUAACCACUUUCGUCAGAUUCGACAUUUUCGUUAAAUUCGCCACUUUGCAAGGUACUCCUUUCUUAUGAUCUCAUUUGAAUAUUGGCUAAACCCUUGGAAAAUCUUUGCCAGAUUUGCCGUUUUCCUCAAAUUCACCGUUUUUGACGGUCAGAUUCGUCAUUUUCGUCAAAAUCUCCACUUUACAAAGGUUGCCUUUUGACACCACACUCUAAAUCUUCCCUAAACCCCGGGCAAAUUUUUGCCACAAUUGUCUUUUUCUUUGUCGCGUGCAUUUCUUAGCAUAAUUAGGUAAAUGACCAAUGAUACCAUGACUUGAUCGGCCAAUGAAGUCAAAAACCAGAUUGUAGAGCCAUAAACUGACGAGAGACAACUCACUUUCACCCUCACUUUGACCAUCGCACAGGUUGUCAAAACGUCAUCAGUCACUGUUAACAACAGUCCUGUUUAGGAUUACACUCACCUGGGCGAACAUAUUUCACGUUGUUCUGUUUUAUUUGAUAAAAAAUACAGUCCCUUUAAUGAAAUUUACAGAAUGUUAAAAGAAAACUAAAGAUCAUCUGAUUUCGCCGGGGCAAAUCCUACUAAGGUUGGAACGUUCCAUACCAUAUUACACCCCCCAUAUCAGGCCCCAGGCAGGCCCCGACCUACCAUAUCAGGCCACGAACUACCAUAUCAGGCCCCAUGUAUAUUAAGCUAGGUUUCCGGUAAUUCACUUAUAUUUCGAUUUUGUUUCACAAAAGAGGCGGGUUAACUAUCCUUCUUGACGGAUAACGGCAGACAGUUAAGGUCAGACAGAUUAUUAGUCCCAAAUUUAAUUUAAGUAACCGUUCCGUUUUCACAUCAAGACAAAUUAUUUGUCUGACGCCAUUUAUCCGAAUAAUCCGCUCGUCUGUCGUGUGAGCGGCCAAUAAUAAUAAUGUCGAGAAUAACAGGGAAAUUUUAAAACGUGUUAUUAUUUUGUUAAUAAUUGGGGAAAUAUGUACCAAAAUGUUUAAUAUUAACAAUCUAACUUUCAUUGCUUGUAGCAACAUAUACAGAGUGUCGUGUAAGGACGUGUCAAGGUAAAGCAAAAAAAAAAAAUCAAGGUCAGGGAAUUUUCUACAAGUCGAGAAAAUCUCUUAUUGGCAUGUUCAAAAUUAUAUUUUCCUUGCGCACAAGAUCCGGUGUAAUUUAGCUCAAAGACUUUGUAAAUGAAGACAGGAAUAUUGAUAGUUUGGAAUAAAAGGGCCCAAGCAAAUUUAAACGUGCGUUGUUUAUUCCACUUUUAAUCACCACAUAACAUUACAACUCUUUUGUGUCCUUUUCAAACUGUUCAUUGUGUAUCGAUUUUAGCUUUUUAUUUUCCUGCUUGGAGCAAAGGUCAAAUCAGUUCUGGUCACGCCCCCAGAAGCUGUAACACCAUGGUUUGUUACUACUACGACUUUGUUACAUGACACCACUACUACGCCGCGAAAUGUAAUAAUCGCCGAAAAUUGCAUUACUAACGCAAGAUGCACUAAGAAUCGCCCCAAAAUGUAAUAACAUUUUUAACGCAAAAUGUAAUAAUCUUUCAACGGAAAAUGUAAUUCUAACUUUCUAACGCAUAAUGCAUAAUUUGUUUCCUUCCCUAUCAAACUCAGUUUUCAUCCCUGUAUAUUGAUAAAGUUCUUUUUUGUAAUUUUUUCUUAAAUAAAUAUUGAUCUGUAAUAUCUUGCUUCCCUUUACGUGAAGUGUGUAUGAUACUUGCAUUCCGCCCCAUCUUUGCAUACUUUUAUUGAUCAUCAACUGUCAGUUCCAUGGACCUAACAUGAAACGGACGACGUUAACCCUUUAUUAACAUUUCUUGAAAUUGACUGAAAAUAUAAGGACUGUAUGUAGAGUACUCCUAGGAAUCUUAACCAACAAUACACGGAGGCAGCGGCUGCUACAAAAUCGUCACUCAAAAAGUGAAGUCGCGGCUUUUACAAAAUUUUUUCUCGCUUUUUCGACUUUCCCCCCGUUCAAUUAGUGAAAUGUUAGCAUACUUUCUUUAAGCUUUGAAUGAAAGUAGGCGCUUCCUAGCACACGUCAUAGUCGUGCAGUAGCGGCAAAAAAUGCACGUACAAAGAAGCGUGAUACAUGACUCAUAAUGUUGACAGGCCAUACACGACUCCCUUUGGCCAACUUGUUGUAUAUCUUUGACCUUUAAGCUUCAUAGUUUGAGUUGUUCAUAAUGUUGACAGGCUUUUCACGUCUAUCUUUGGUUCAGUUGUUGUUGCUUUGACCUUACCUUCAUAGUUUAGCUCUUACGAGUAUAUCUUGUAGUGACUUUCCUCUUUUGUAAGAUAUUAUGGGAGGGUCUUUAAAGAUUUCUCUAAGCAACGGUUGGUUUUCUAUAAGAUACCAUUCGUGCAUGAUGAUUUUUUUUCGAUUCGGUACUGAGGGGCGAUAUUCUGUCACGAAUGGUAGUAUUUUCUUGUGCGUUUUUGUUUUGUUUUGCAAAGCCGACAUUCUUUCGUGAUGCUUGACUUCUGAUAGUUGUUUAUCUAUCACUUUAUCUCUAUAACCCCUCAUACGGAGUCUUCCCUUGAAAUUAGUUAUGUUCUCUUCGAACAUUUUCUCAGAAGAGUUUGUUCUGAGUAAUCUUAAGGCCUCGCCUUUUAUGAAUCCUUUCUUUACCCCUGGGGGGUGACAUGAAGAGAAGUACGUGUAUUGAUUGGAAAGUUUCUGUCGGUUUGAAGUGUGUACGCACAUCUAGGAUUGAUUCCUUCUUAAAUCUUUCUCCUUUGUAAUUACAUGUAUACAGAAAGGCGGUUUCUGUUUCUGAAACUUCAGCAGUAAAUUUUACGGUCGGGUGAUGGUUAUUUGCUUGUUCGAUGAAUGAGUAUAUUUCUUCUUUGUCUACAUUCCACAAUGAGAAUAUGUCAUCGAUAAAUCUCUUCCACACUUGUGGUUUGUGUGGACUUUUGUUAAUAAUUUCUGUUUCUAUUGCAGACAUAAAAAUGUUAGCAAAUACAACUGCCAUUGUUGUUCCCAUAGCUGUACCUUGUACUUGGAGGUAGUCUUUUCUAACAAAUUGGAAAGAAUUCUCCCUUAGGAUUAGUCUGUGAAUAUCUGCGAGGUAUUGGCUGGGUAUUGGAGGUUUGUUUUGCUAGAAUGUUUCGUAUGCUUUGCGUAUAAUGGUAUUUCCUUCCUCCUGAGGGAUGUUUGUGUAUAGGCUAGUUACAUCCAUAGAGACUAAAAUAGCAUUUUCUAAGACCCUGGUUUUCUCUAUCAAGUUGAUAAAGUCUGUCGUAUCUUUAAGAUGCGAUUUUUGUGAUUUAGCAAUUGGUUGGAGGAGACUAUCAACAAAUGAUGAGAUGCUUUCCGUCGGGCCUUCGCAGCCUGAUAUGAUCGGUCUUCCAACUGGUGUUGGUGUGUGAAUCUUUGUGAGAGUGUAGAAUUGUGGUAUUCGCGGUGGAUUUGGCGUCAGGGAUAGCCAUCGUCUUCUCAUCUCGUCUAUAUGUUUCUCUUUGUAAAGCUUAUCUAUCAAUUUCUUGACCCUUUUAGAGGUUUCUACUACCAUUGGUGUUUGUAAGGGUUUGUAGUUUUCUCUGUCAUCUAAUUGUAUUUGACCUUCUUUAUUUUGUCUUCUUUGUUGAGAACAACAAUAGAAGAGCCUUUAUGAUCUGCUCGUUUAAUGUUGAUGUCCGAGUUUUGUUUCAGUUGUUUAAUGGCAAGUUGUUCCCUCUUGGGUAGAUUGUUUCUAGGCGUGAUUGUAUUUAUAUUAGCAAGUUCUAAUUUAACCUCUUCUAGGUAUGUUUCUAGUGCGACUGAUGGCUGAACUGGUGGCUCCCAGUCUGACUUUACAUGAAAGGGGUGUUGCUCUUUAUCUUUUCCAUGAAAGAUAUAUAGUAGACGCAUUCGUCUAGCGAAAGCGUUGAAAUCUUUUAAUAGUUCUGCUCUAACGUGACCUGUGUUUGUCACUGGUGUGGGGAUGAAUUUAAGACCCCUUGACAGAACAUUUAUCUGAUCGCGUGUCAUUUUGUAAUCUGAGAGGUUUUUGAUAUGUUUCUUUCUUGCUUCUGCUAUGUUCUUAUCACGCGCUAUUUUUCGCCUCCGUUCAUUGCGUUUUUUGGUUGACAAUGACCGCUUUUUCUUUCCUCUUUCCCUUUUUAGAUAAUCUUUAUUCUCAGAAAACACUCUGGGAUAAGAUUCACUUUGUUUAUUCUCUUUAGCAUUUUGUAAGACAUACUUCAGUUUGUUGAGUUCGUCUAUUUUCUUCUGGAUAUUCUCUAGUUUCUGUUCGUGACUGCAUUCUAGAGUAUUAGAUGGUACCUUAUCUGACAUGUCUUUCCUCUUUUCUUUGCGUGAUUCCUGCUCUAGUUUUACAAGUUUAGAUUUGCUUCUUUCGACUCUACGGUCGUGAAACUUAACGAGUGCGCCUAAAACUUUUCGUUCUGCGUCUUUUCUAAUCCAGCUUAUGUCUCGUUUGAAUUCUUCGUCCGGGGCAAUGUUUGCCCUUGCCUUAUAACGCAAAGUUUUUGGACAUGUAUUAUUCUCAAUAUGUUUCUUCAGUUUGGCGAUGGAUUCUUUGGACUUUUGUAUCUUGUCCUUAAUGGUGUUUUCAAGCUCUUCUGUAGUAAGGCGCUGUUUUUUAAAAGGUAUGUGUUCUUUCUGUUCACGAGAGUCAUCAUGAUGACGUUUCUGUGGACCCGUUUUGCGUGGUAUUUGGACUUGGCGCCAUUUUCUCUGAUCGUUGGUGUUUGGUUUUUUCACGUUUAGUCUUUUGGCCUCUGUGGGGUCGCCGUUUCUUCUCACAGUAUUGUUAGUCUUUCUGUUUCUUUUCAAUGGCUGAUCCCCAUUUUCUUUAAGGUUUGUGUUUUUGCGCCUUUCUGUUGACAUUUGUCCACACGGUAUGUCUUCGUCAUCCGAAGCUAAUAGGCUAUCUUCUGCAGGAUCGUUGGCUAUAUCAGCGAGUAUUGAAGGGCUUGUUGUAAGAAGUCGUUCUUCGUUUACUAGUGUGUUUUCUGCUAUGAUGAUUUCGAGAGUAAAUUCUCAAGCAAGACUCGAGUUUCGGUCCUUUCAGUGGACCUCAUCAGUUGCUACUAUGUUAGGUUAUGUAGAAAUGGCAAUGUGAUGGUGUUCGUUGCUCAAUUUGUGCUCGUAGGUAGGAUCGAAAAUAGAGGUUUUCUGUUGGUCAAUAUGAUUUGACCAAUGGGGUAGUUGUAUGCUUGAUCCUAGUUAGGUUGUGUUUUAUGCGAAGGUCUUUGUUGCGAUUUUCUUGUUAAAGGAGCUUCUGUUCUAAAAGGUCUUGUUUUUGCCAUAUCUGCAUUAGCUUACUCCUCCUUCAGUUGAAGGAUGAGGCCUGUUCUUUUAUUUAAGGCCACACAAUUUGUGUUUUAUCUCUCUCUAAGCGUGGGGUUUGACAUUGUACGUACACAACGUACUUAAUUAACAUCGGGCAUCUGGGAAAUCCGGGGAAGCUCCCGGUGACAGCCUUUAUGGGGAGGCCUUAACCGAACCCAAAGGAGUUCGUUUUUAAGUCUUCAGGUAUAGGAAAGGAUAUGGGUUUCACUAGUUGAAAUAUAUUAAAGGGUAGGCUUUUCAGGCAAUGUUUACCGCAAGGAAAAAAAUGACAGAACACUGACAGAAAAUAACAGAAAAGAAAAGAAACGUCUGAUAUCUAGUGUGGUUUCGAGGGUCAAUUUUUCUCGAUCUCCUUUCGUGCGAAAGCGGGGGCCGGGCAAGGGUAGGGCGUAGGCUUGUUGAAAGAAUAUUGUACGUAUUCAGGAAGACUUAGGAAGACCUUAGAUAACAAUGACCUCAACCAGGUCGUGCGUCCAGCCGUUUUAGUGAAGACAUGGAUUUGGCUGGGGGCUUAGUCUUGCAUGCUAAAAAAAAAACCUGGUCUCGCUCAUUCUUAUUGAAGGAUUUUCGAGCCCAUAACACGGCCGAACCGGAUACGGGACCGACAUAGGACCAACGUUAUCAAAUCAAUUUUAUUUGCUCCUGACGUCAUUGCAAUUCCGUUGCAAUUAAUCUUUCUCUCAUCGGUUAUCGGGUUAUCAGUGUACAGCGAGUGUAAUUUAUCAUGCAAGAAGCACGUAUUAAACCCAACCAAAAGGUUUCCACCAAACGUUCCCCACUGACCGUAAUAGCUUGUCACAAAAAUAAAGUAAUUUUUUCUUAGGUCACAAGGUUCAAACGAACUUAACCCAUGCACUUUUUUCUACAAAAUUGUUAAGUCGAAAAUAAUUAGGGCAUCUCUAGUCUUUCAAUUCUGGUGCAGGUAAAAAACGAUUAUAAUCCUGUUAACGGGGUAUCAGAGUGACGUCCUCAUCUACAAAAGAUUGAUUUACCUAGAACAGAAUGCAAAUAGGGUAGUGAAGUAGUCUUGAAAUUUUAUUGAUACUAGCACUUUCAUGCCUUUUUGCAAAGCAAUCACAAGGCAACUACUAAAAGCAACAACAACAAUCAAAAUAAAAAAAGAGAGAACAGAACAAUAAAUACUCGGCGUGACGCAUGGCGCAAGCAUAACAUUUUUAAUAAAUAAACUUCUGGCUUCCGGCACUCUCACUCGCUUUGCCAUUAAGAGUUUUAGUAUUAACAUUAUUAUUGAUUAUUGUUAUUAAUAUUAUCGUUAUCAUUAGUAUUUUCAUUAUUAGUCUUGUUAUAAUUAUUAACAUGGGGCCUCGUAUUGAUCGUCGGGGCUUAGAAUGGUGGGCCUAGGAUGGGGGGUUUGAUAUGGGAAUGGGGGCCUGAUGUGGGGGGGCCUGAUAUGGUAAGGGGCCUGAAAUGGGGGUUUGAUAUGGGAGGGCUUGGAAUGGGGGGCCUGAUAUGGGGGGCCUGAUAUUGUACGGGGCCUGUAAUGGGGGGCCUGGGAUUGUAAGGAACGUUCCAAACCCUGCUCGGCAAAUCACAGUGGCCGUCUGGUGGGAUCCCACAAUAUUCACUCCGAAAGUUCACACAAGACUGACAAAGGUUUUUCCGAUGAUUCGUGGUCUUCCUUUAACUUUUUAUUUCACAUCCGACCCAUGCUCGGAUUGUAAAUACGUAAUUACAGUGUACUGUUGAAGGCUGAAAUAAUACCAUACUUCAAACCAUUUACUAUGUGGACAAAAGCAAUGAAAGCAACGUUAAAAAAGAUUUUGCUUAAGAUCUAGGAUAGGAGAGGUAAAGAUGAUCUUAAUUUAAAAAUGGAUAUUUCAUCGGCUAUAUUACUGCGAUAAAUAUUAAUAAUGAACUGGUGAAAGACUUACCCUCGAAAAAUAUGGUGCUUUUACGAAAUUGCCUUAUUAAUUUGUAGACAUUUUAUCUUGUAGCUGAUGUUGACUAUCCAAGAACUGACCCUCCUCCACUGGAAGGAAAACACGGUAGACUCUUGGUACGAUCGUAACUCUGUUCCCAUUCCUUUUUCCUUUAGAAAAAGUGGUAACAAGCCUAUGGACAAAGCAGGGUACUAAAGCUAGUUCACAAUAGGAGUAUGUCCCGCUAACUUAAAAGGGUUUCAAAAGGUCUUUUUAAGUCUUUUCUAUGUAUGGACAUUCAAUGCAUGAAGAACGGAAAGAAUGCCUAUAAAAAGAUUGGUCAUGUGACAAAUGAACAUAAACCCUGUGAAUACUUUACGUAACCAUAACAAUCCUUGAAAGUUGCUGCUUCGUCCCAAUUAUCAAGAGUUUGGUUUUGUUAUCACUUAUCCUGAGCUUGUCAGUGAGCAUGCAUGUUCUUAUCUCUUCGAUGCAUCUUUCUAUGUCUUCAAUAGUCUGCGCUUGACCAGUGUCACCUGGUGAAAAGGCAAGGUAUAGUUGAGUGUCGUCAGCAUAGUUAUGAAAUCAGGUAGUUGUUAAUUAUAUGAAAUAAUGCACUAAGAUAAACCGUGAAAAGUAAUGGACCUAAACAGGAUCAUUGAGAAACUCCAUAAUGAAGAUUGAACUCAUUAGAGUGCUGUCCGUCAAAGAUUACACGUUGGCGUGUAUUGGAUAGGUAUGAGGUGAUACCAAGCUAAAGCAGUCCGGGAGAUACCAAGCCGUUUCGAGACGUGAAAGCAAAAUCCCGUGAUCAACCGUUUCAAACGCCGCGCUUAAAUCGAGUAAGAUCAAGCUACUUGCUGACUGUUCUUAUUCAUUUGCAUGCAGAUCAUAAUGCACUUUUAACAAUGCAGUUUCCGUACUCUGGCCUUUACGAUGAUUGGAGAGUCGGAAAGAGGUCAAAACCCAUAAGUGGUCUCGCUGUUGAUCGAACACAGCCCGCUCUGUCCGUUUAGAUACAAACUGCAAAUUACUAACCGGUCGUAAGUUUUUAAAAACAGUAUCACAUCUUUUUUCUUUAACGGGGGAGUUAUAAGGGCUUGCUUCUUACCAAGUACUUAAUUGAAACCAUCCUAGUUCUCUACUGGGUGAGGAAAUGUGAUCAUAGCGGAGCUCCACGCGCGGCGCGAAGCGCCGCGCGUGGGCAGAGCCCCAUAGCUAAGGAAAUGUGGUAAUAGACCUAUUCGGCUAACUCAAUGAUGUACCCAAUUCAAAGCCUUUUGGAAUAAAACGUUUUGUUUCAGGAAUUUCCAUAUCAUUUAAAUGUGAAUGCCACAUUAUAAUGCAAAUACAAUACACAAAGAAUCUUAUCCCCGGGAGAUUUGAAUUGGGUACAACAUUGAGUUAGCCGAAUUGUUGGUUGUCACAUGACGUCACUAAAAUUCAAACUGAAAAACUAUCGAUCCUACCGAGAUUUUACUUUCACGAUGCUUUAGAGCAGCUGAAAACUAAUUUUCAUAAAAAAAUUUUCGCUUCAAAAGGGUUCUUGGUUUUGUGAUAGAGUACGCUUGAAUUUCUAAGCUUUUGCGUGAUGCGGCAUUUACAUGACGGCCAAGAGAGCUGUCUAUAGGUUAAAAAAAUGACUUAUUUCAGGAAAUUUUGCUAUCUAAACAGUUCAUGUAUUAGAAAAAGUAUUACUUUAAUGUUUAUGAGUUUCUCGAAGAAUAAAUUCACGCUUUUGUGGCAAAACUCGGUAACAAAUGUUUCUGUUGGUUUUCGUCCGCCUUGUUGGAGCUCAUCCAGGUGAGCACCAGCAUGGCGUCUCCAUACAAAUCUCUAUAAGUUUGGGUAAAACAUUUCUUCGGAUAUCUCGUAUAGAAAUAUUUCUCUGACCUGAAUCUUGGCGAGCGUCUUUGUAUAUGUACUUUCGUUUAUUUCCCAGAUUCUGGACUUUAUCUAUUGAACGGUUUUGAUUUUUAUUUUGAUCUAUUUUGAAUGGCGUGACACUGACAACCAGCAAUAGGUCUAUCUACCCAACCGAGAAAAUUUGGUGAUCACGUGACCGUACACCGAGCGAGCGAGCGACCGUCCGUCCGCACCACAGGCAUACCAAUGUAAAAUAACUCAAUCAACAGCUAUGGCAACCCAAAUGCAACUCAAGGUUUUAUUUGGAAGGAAAUCACAUGGCCGCCCAACAACAAAGUCGUGUCUUUUUCGGUGUUAUUUUUUUAUUUUUACACUAACGUGGAAAACAGAGAAAGAGUUAGAGCGAGUUAUUGAAAACAAAGGAGACGAAUUGCGUAGGAAGAAAAACAUGCAAAUUCAAAGCGGCGGUGAAAAAUGAGAAAUGCUAGCGGCCUGCAAGGUGAAAAUGAGCGGCAGUGAAAAAUAAAAGCGGACAUGAAUACAGGAAACAAAAUAUUGGGUAAGCAUGUACGACAAUUCCUCCAUAUAACUAGGAAGUUUGACGUCGUACAAAACAGCGUUGUAGUCGUGCAAAACAACGGCAAGGGAAAGACACAAAAGCGUGCUGCUAGUGCAAAUUUGUUUUUUGCUAAUUAGAAAAAAAGUGUGCUGCACGUGCAAUUUGUUUUUUUUUUUUUGCUAAUUAGAUCUAUUAGUCUUGAAUCCAUUUCCAUUGUCAUCCACGUUUAGCAUUACUCGAUUUAUUUUUUUUUUUUGUUUACACGUAUUAUUAACAAGAGCUUCGCUUUUAGCCCUGGCUAAAUCGAUUUAGUAUAUUCUAAAACAGUGGAUAGUGUUUUUCACGCGCUCUGAUUGGCUACUCAAUCAGUCAAUAUCCUGCAUUAUUCACUGAUUCACCUCCAGUUCCUGCGAGUGAGCGACGCCAAACUCGCGUAAGUUGCAAGCAAAAUGCAUUCCCGGUUUGCCGCUGUAACAAAAAAAGAAAUUUCACAACUAAUCAAGCAAGCUGUUCCCGAAAUACACGAAGAAGGUGACGAAGUUCGGUUUGGGAGUUUUAACAGGUAAAGCUCUGUUCUUUUGACUCGAAUUUAUCGAUAAAACCCGUGAAAAGGUUUUUUGUUUACAAAUGCAAAUUAAGCUCAGUCUUGCGUUACUUUAUUUAAUUGACUAAAUUUAAUAAUCUUUUUUUACAGAAUGAUUUUAAAUACAAAAAGAAUUCACAACUCCUUUUGCAGAAAUUUCUCCGCAAGAGCUAAACAAGUUUUAUUUGUCGGCAAGAAAAAGCGACGGCCGCGGCCGUUCGGUCAUUACGCGCCAAAAUUGUAAUUGUUGGCAACAGUAUUUGAGUUAAAAAUCAUCAUUAUUGUGCUCAAUUAUCUCACUGUUUUAGUAUAUACUAAAACAAUUAUUCACCUCAGUGUCGGUGGCUAGCGGUGGAUAUUUACCUCUUCUUCGGUGAAUAAUUGUUCUAUAUUAUAUUUUUUCCAUCUAGUAUCCUGGCAACGAAAUUCUAUAAUAGCUGCAGUUUCUGGAUAUUCUGUUGUGUAGAUCCUGACCACACAGUGGAACAGUUAUUAAAAUAAUUUGUUGAACAUUAAAGAAUGCGAAAUGAAUGAAAGAGCUUCUCUUGUAAAUAGGUGUCGGACACUAUAAAUUUGACAAAGUUACCUGGUAGUGACGAAGAUUGAUGAUUUACAGAAGAAUCAAAAGAAAGGUUACUGUCAAAUAGAACUCCUAAAUCUUUGCAAAUGGGCGAAGGUUGAGUUUGAAGAUUUUCCAGGUUACGAUUUAGGCUAACUACGUUGUUAUGAAAAACAGAAAAGCUAGAAAUAGUUUCAUCUUUUGACAACUUCGUUUUCAUUUUCUUAAAACUAUGGGGGGCGAAAUAUCGACUAGUUAUUCUGUUAGAGGAGUAAUCAACGAGGAUCAAAUUAAGGAAAACAAAUCUAAGUCAUAUAAGCUAGUUAGCUUGUCUAAUUCCUUUUCAGUUUUACAUGUGGUGGACACUGAAGUAUUAAACUGGCCUUGAAUUUCUGCCAAAUUUCCAGGACGACUAUAAUACGAUAAAACUUUCAAUGUAGAUCUAAUAGAUUUCACUACAGUUUUGUUCCUGCCUUUCAUAGUAGCAUCAGUGAUAAAAUAUAAUAGUAGUUUUAACUUAGCUGCAACGAUCCUCUGAUCGAGCUUCAGGGCGUUCACUCAGUCUUAACUUAGCUAAGUCGUCAAUCGACCCCAGACGAAUCGCCAUAGAAGAAUCCGUUUUGCGUAGGAAGAUUGCUGCUCCUUUCGCCCAGCACCACUUGUAGUUGUACGUGUUUUGGUCCGCCUUCGCAGAAUGUAACAUCUUAUCAUCAGUAAUGAAUGAUACAGUAACUAUAUUUUCGGUGGCGUUAAAAGAUGAUCUGUAACCAAUAGGCUCAGGUUCUCUGUUAAGUGGCCUUUCCUAGUUACCCUUUUUGAUGUUUAGUAAGGCGUUUUUUUUUCGCAAAGAAAGGAAGCAUUCUGCUGUAAAGCUAAAUUCUCAGUUAGAUUAAGAGAUUUAGUCAAUAGUUUCAGGUUUUAUUAUUUUUUGUAGAAGGCUGCCAACUCUUCCAACAGAAGUUUUCGACUUCAGAUACUUUCUACAGGCCAGGAAUGGGAUCCCAAAAAUGUCGUUUAAUUCAUACCACGUAAAAACGUUCUCCAUAAUUUCCAGUGCCUUUAAAGAGAAAUCGUUAAUUACCUCGAUCUGUCACUUUUUUUUCUUUAACAGAAGGCUGAAAACAUACAGACGGAUACGGAUAUAUACUCCUCUAUUCCAGGUUUGAAAGUUUUAAAAAUAUUUUUAUUUUUUUUUUUAUUUAUUCAAACUGAUGGACUCUUUUGUCAUUUUAAUUUUUUGUCGGUUACACUAGAUAAAAUUAUCAUAUUUCAUCACGUUGCUUAUUGUUCAAUAAUAAAUGUUUAGGCCAUUGGAAUUAAUGCAAGGUAAUCCCAAACGAUUCAUAGAGGGUUAUGCAGAAUGCUGGGUAACGUUGAGUUAUUAAAGUAAAAAAUGAUGUUUGCUUUAACUGUUUUCGAAGAGUGCAACGCUCAGAAUGACAACAUCCCAGAUGGGCCACGACGUAGAAUAAAACAGGUUGGUAUGCUGUCAUAUUAUUAGCCUGGGUAGCAGGCGUAUGAAAAGUUUGGGGAGCAAAUAAAACGAGGCGUGAAUGAGAAGGACACACGCGAGGGUCGCUUUUUCCGCCCCUUAUCACUAAAUAGCUCUCUUUUGCCUAUCGUAAAUUAACAGUAACCCACCACAAACAUCCACUUUUCAAACUGGUAUAAAACAAUCUCUAGCAGUUAGUACUAAAUUUUAUAAAGCGACUUGAGCUGUUAGAAACACACACUCAUACGGCUCCCACCCACACCCCCACACACGCGGCGACAGUUAAGAUGUUUCGAUACAGUUUUUCAGAGAUCAAAAUUUAAGGGUUGAAAUAUAUUUGUAUUUUAUUUUUAUUUAAACAUACCGAAUUUGUUAUUGUCAUGGAGGUUCAGUUAUUUGCCAAACACCAUACUUAAAGUUCGCUAUGUUGGAUUUUCAAAUAUAUAGUAGGCCUAAUUCGUCUUUAACUGAUGUAUCGUUGUCAUGGUAUUAUCGAUUUUACUUAAAACUUCAUUAGUGGUUAGAAUGUUAUGGCAUAGAUCGAAGAUAAAAUCACUUUUAAGAGGUCCUGUGAUUAAAAAAUAUCUGUAUCGAAAACACCUCGAGGCCGCAAGCUCAUUUGUGAGACCCUUCUCGUCUAAACCGCUCUCUCGAAUCCCGUCUAGCAUCUACGCCACAGACAAAAUAGGAACUGCAAGCAGUCCAGAGGGCUUCAUCUGAACUUGGAAAUUCCAAAUUGAUCAGUUCACCAAAUUAACUGACAACCCGCAACAUGGACGAGUAACAGCAGUUUUUAAAAACGCCGAUGUUAUAGUUUUGGCAGCAUGAGUUAUGUGUAUUUUAUACUAGAGGUUACAGAUCAUAACGAUAAUGCUGCAAGCAGAUGCUGGGCAGUAGAACAUAACGGAAGUAGUAAAUGUAUAACUAUAGAGAUUUUGAUAAUUUCAUAAAUUUAUUUAUUGGUCAAUUUUCACUAAUCAUUUUAGAAUUAUAUAACAUUAAAACUUCUUUGUAAUUGCAUGUGAUGUGAAAAAUGCAAAUAUUUUGAAAGGUAACUAAAUGAAAACAAUAGGCUGAGAUAUAAAAUAAAAAUAAAACAAUAGGCUGUUUAAACACAACGCGUGAAAUUUUUUGAAAAUAUUUACAAAAUUACAACAGGAUAAUAAUAGUCUAGGAAAGGUUGAUGUCAAGUAAGCUCUUAAUAGAGUCAUACUGAAUGUUUACAUAUGUACAGAAUAAUUUAACAAAUUUUAAAUGUAAAGUAAACGAAGGAAAUUAGGAUUAAGGAUAAUAGUUAGAGCUCCUUGCAACAACUCAACAACAACAAAAAAAGCCAUAAUUUUAAAUAGCUAAUAUCAUGAAUGGAUACAGACACAACUGUUUUGCAAUUCGACGCUAAGAAUGACAAUAAGAGUAACUUUGAACAUCAAGGUAACUAAAUUAAAAUAUGAUAACAGGCUGAGAGAGAUAUGGUAUUGUCUUCUUGCUGUAAAUGGUUAAAAAUACGUCCGGCAAACUCUGAGCACGUAACAACGCUGAAAAACUCAUAAAAGAACAUUGUCCUCCUCGUGAAAUGUCACUAAAUCGUUUGUGACCUUCAUGAAUACUUCCAGCAACAAAAAAGUUUGAGUUUAGCAAGAUACAUUUGCAAAUGGAACGCACUCACCUUGACAUCGAAGAAGCUAAGUAAGAGAGGGGAGCUCGCGCUACGCAUCCAGAUCCAGGCGCAUCUAAGUUAUGAUAACACCGCUGGACAUAAACUUGCUCAAAAUCAUCGCGACAAACAAAAAUCGAGACUGUUCGAAUAAGAUAAGGUAGUGAACCCAGGAAACUACGGGCCUGCCAAAGAUUAGUGUGCUGCACGCCCGGGGACUCGCAGCAAGGAGCUCGCAGCAAUAAAAUUUAUUUGUUACUUUAAAUGUUUCAUUUCCUUGUUUUAACAAGUUCUCUGUGUUGUUAUAAUUAAUAUUUUGUCUAACUUUUUAAUUAUGUUUUAAUUCAUUUAAUUGCUUUCUCGUUGUAGUCAUGAAGUUUACGUUACUGAUUUCUGUACAGGGUUCAGCAGUGGUAUGUGAGAAAAUCGUACGCGGAGAUGUCCAGCAUCUUAAAAAACUUCUUCGCCUCAACCAUCCUCAACUUUCUCGAAUUGAAAAGUUGGAAUUUUCUGACGCACAUUUCAUCAACUGUGAAAUAGUAAGCAACCUCACAAACGCAUCAGGCGUGCUUACAUUCAUAACUAAAAAUAUUAUACAAUAAAAACCUACAUCCUGAGGUAAAUUCGGAAAUUUUUAUUUUUCUUCAGCACCAAUAGCACUUGACGCUUUAAAGCGUUUGGUUUUUUUUUGCUUAUUCUUAACCCUUUAAGUCCCAAGAGUGACCAACAUCAAUUUUCUCCUAACAAUACUAAUACAUAAUCAUGAGACUGGGUUAUGACAAUUAAUAAAAUCAGGACUUUAGUGAAAAUCCUUUGAUCUUAAAACAAAUUCUCCCAACUAGUUUUUCAAGGAAACGUCUAGAGAUCAGUGUGGAGAAUGUUUAUGUUGAUGUUGGGACUUAAUAUAAAGGGUUAACUUCCGGAUCUUUGUCAUUUUCUCAGAAAAGUAAUAGUUAAUUUUGAACCUUUUGCAUUUUGGAGUUGUUGUAGACCAUUUGGUUUAACCGCAGGAAUCUAACACUAGAAAUGUCUUUAUAACAAACUGAAAUACCGGCCUCGUUGUCUAUCUUUUGCAGAUCUCAUCUCAAUGUCGUUACGGGGACCUUAAAGAAUUCGUACUUGACAGAAAAUGCAAAAAGGAGGAAAUUAUCUGCUUUCUUUCCCAGGUGGCGUCAGCUCUUCACUACCUUCAUCUAAACCACAUCGUACAUGGGGAUCUUCGGGCUCAGUAUGUCAUCGUAAUUUCACGGGAUAAGGUACCUGAUUUCGUCGAGGUCGCAUGUGCAAAACCGUCUACCGUUAAAAUUUUGUCAUAGGAAAUUAUUUUUCUUUUACGCUUGUCGAGACGUUUCACCCCAUCUGGUACCUUUUCCCGCCAAUCUUUUCUUGGGUUACCAUGAGAAGAUACACUGUAUGACUAGAAAAAAAGUAAGGCUCAAGCCCAGUUGUUCGAGGGCCGAUUAGCGCUAACCCAGGUAAUUUUCUCUAUUCCUUUUAGAGCAUCCAAUCAUCAAAUUGUAGAUAAAAAGAGUAAAACUGAAUUGUCUUUUUUAACUGCUUUUAUUUCUGAAUUCAAAUUUUGCACUAACCCGCGCCUGGGUUAUCUUAACCCAGCUUUGAACAACCCGGCCCAGAAGUCAAAACGUGCUCUGAUAAUCGAGAUUUAUCGUAGCGAAGUUUAAACUAGCGAAGCGAAGAAGCGAAGAUUUAUCGUAGCGAAGUUUGAACUAGUUACAAGCCGAAAUCGUGAUUGUAGACCCUAAGCCAUAUCAGAGCACUCAUUUGUUAUAUAUACCAUUGAGAAUUCACCGAUGGAAUUUUCCAGGGAAAGCCAAACCUGACAUCGACGCAUACUUCCGAAUUCGAACAUCAGUAGAGGUGAGAAAUGAUACGAAGUCUGAAUCAUUGUCGAAGGUUCAAGGUCGAGAAAGCUUGAUUUUCCAAACAUAUGUAACCUUUUCCAUCGAUUUUUCAAAUAUAUUUCUGAAACUCAUUAAUAAUUAAUCAAGUGAUAAACCAAUUGCGUGCCCGCAUUUAGGUCACAUGGAUGCACCUUGAUACCGCGGUAAAGAACAGCGUGUUUGGAGAUCCAAACACGUGUGCUUGGAAAUCAGUUAGAAAAAGCAAUACACAACUUAAACAAACUUUAUUACUUCUAUUGUUUCGUGGCGUCUUUCAUUUCUGCGUCUAAGCAUCGACGAAAAAUAGCAAACCUGAGAAGUAGUAAAUCAUAAAUUUCGUAAACAUUCUAAGUUUCUAUAUCACAUAAAGCACACUAGAUUAAAGUAUAACUUCUGCAAACUUACCUCUUAUCACUGCUGUCUAAAGGAUUCAAUGCAUUCCCUCCAUUUACGUCCUCCAAAUACGGCUUUAAGCCACAAACAAUUCCAUACAAGGAACGAGACGGAUAGCGACCACCGUUCUUAUUAGCAACUUCUUGGACGAAUUUUGUGAGACAAUAGUUUAGGGAAAGACUAUCCAGGUCCUCCAACUUCUCUUCGAGACUUUGCACACGGUGAACAUCAUAAUCUUUGAACACGCUUCCCGCGUCAAGUAUACAGAAUUUUUGCUCGCGCGCCGCUUGCCAAGUUCUGAAAACCUCAACGGCCCACUUGUCUUUAUACUGUGUACUUUUAGGCUUGGACUCUACAAGCAAAGAAUCUUCUUCUUGCAUACUUUUAGGCAGUCGAAAUCGGCAAGAUUCAUCCUCAGCUAACCCGUCCGUGUUUCGGAACUAGCAGAACGCCACUGAAUGCAAAUUGUGACCACUUGAAAUAAACAAGCGUCAGUUGUGAAAAACACGGACAUUAUCAUCACAAACUACGCCCUGAUUAAACAAAAGAAGGCCAAAAUCACAUGCUUAUGUGAUUUUUGCUUUCUUUUGUUCUUUCGCUUUCUUUUUUUCUUUUGUUUACAAUUAGGCGCCGAUUGAGAAGCCAUUUCAAAAACUCGUGCUUCGUGUUUUACCGGUGUUUCCAAACACUCGAAAAGAAUAAAAUCAGUUUUCAUCAUCAGUUUUCUCGUGUCUGGAAACCCCGGUAAAACACUUGCACUCGUUUUUGAAAUAUUACAUAACGAUUAUUUUCUCGCCAAUGUUAUUGAUGCAUUUCUCUCGUUAUUUUGGCAAACGAAGCUAAGGAGAUGGCGCCUACUCGUUUCUCACCUCUUCUGUUCAUGUUCCUUUGGAUAUUGUUUUUAAAUGUAAUAGGAUGAGUAAACGUUUGCUCAAAGAGAGGUUUUCUGUAAAAUAUCGAAGUCGUCUACUAUGUUGGAAAUUAAGCCCCGUUGGUGCGUUCCCUUCAUUAAUAUACACAAGGGUCGAGUCCAUGACGUCACCCAUUGUUAUAACCUAGGGAAAAAAUGUGUUCCUCCAUCAAAUUAUGUGCCUUCCUCCAUAUAUAAUGAAGUGGAAAGUCGUUUCUUGAAAGAACACAAUAGGCACAAUAGGCUUGCCUCGACUUGCCCGUGAAGUAACUUGAGCCUGGUUUACGGACCGUCUAUUAAAAGGAAAAUAGGAAUAAGAGGAGCGAUCACCUAGCAACGCGAGAAACGGCUUCCUAUAUCUUAUUUAUUUAUAUAAACAAAACGCAUCCACAAAGUGGAGUUGAAAAGUCUUUAUUUCAGUUUAGUUUAUGUCUUCUCAUUUAGCGCUAAAACUCGGAUAUAUAAACUGGACAAAAGGACUAAAGAACUAGCGAUGGUGGUGAAAGACAUUGGUGCGUUAAGGGACUCAUUCGAGCCCUGAUUGGAUGCAGUGUGAUGGAAAUUUGCAUGGACCGAGAUUAAAAACUCUAGUGUUUAAAAAUAUAAGUGAGAACAGUUUAGAACUUGGAAAGACUUGGACAGAGAGACAAUUUUCGUUUAUUCGAUUAAUAGUUUUUGAAUUCGCUUGGUAGUUUUUUUGUGAAUUUGAAUUCGGUCAAAUUGUAAAAUUCGUAGCUAAGAGUUUGUGAACAAUUUUUGAAUAUAGUUCAUUAUCGUGAACAUUAACAAAACAAACACACAUAUACACAAAGUGGAGCUAAAAAGUCUCUAUUUCAAUUGUGUCUGACUAUUACAGAACCGCGCUUUCUCCUAUCUAUCUCGAGGAAAUGAAAAACUAUUGAAGUCUCAGCGUUUCACGCGCCGUUAGUCAGGUAAUUAUGCGAGUUCACAAGCCCACCGUUGCAUACAAAUUAGCUCUGCAGUAAAAACCCCAAGGGGGCAUCUUGACUUAUUAUUAUAAAAACACAAAAAAAAAACCAAUUGAUAAUUUAACAAGGAUCAAUUGAAACACGCGACUAAUAAUUGCUAGCAAUAAAACCAGACAAGUUUCUUAAGACACAAGAAAUCACCUUUAUGACCCUUUAUUAAAAUAAUUGCAAAAAGAUUAGAUUAAAGAUUCUAUUAAAAUAGUCAAAGAAGGCAAGCCAUCCUUUUUUUUUUUUACACUGCGCACAAUGUUUUACUUACCCCUCUCCCUUUUCAAUUUUAUUUCCCUCCUUAAUUUUUUUAUUCCCAUCCACAAAUACAUCGACCUCCUAUCGACCCUACAUCGGCCCCAUAUCGACCCUACACUCAACUUUUUUUAACACAGCUUCGAAUUCGUGAAUAGUGAAACUAUAAACCCCCACCGCCACCACAUUUCUAUUGUUUUCCUCCACCUCCACCACCACCACCGCCACCGCCACAUUUGUAUUGUUUUCCCUCCACCACCACCACCAUCACCACCACCACAUUUGUAUUGUUUUCCCUCCAACACCACCACCACAUUUCUAUUGUUUUCGUUCCACCACCACCACCGCCACCGCCACAUUUCUAUUGUUUUCCUCCACCACCACCACCAUCACCACCACCACAUUUCUAUUGUUUUCGUUCCACCACCACCACCGCCACCGCCACAUUUCUAUUGUUUUCCCUCCACCACCACCACCAUCACCACCACCACAUUUCUAUUGUUUUCGUUCCACCACCACCACCGCCACCGCCACAUUUCUAUUGUUUCCCUCCUUGAGUUUGGCCUUUUAGGCCUGAUUUUGGCCUCUUUGGCCUUUUGAGGGAAAACAAUAGAAAUAUGGCGGUUGUGGUGAUGGUGGUGGAAAGAAAACAAUAGAAAUGUGGUGGUGGUGGUGGAGGAAAAACAAUAGCAAUGUGGUGGUGGUGGUGGUGGAGGGAAACCAAUAGAAAUGUGGUGGUGGUGGUGGUGCAGGGAAAACAAUACAAAUGUGGCGGUGGCGGUGGUGGUGUUGGAGGAGAACAAUAAAAAUGUGGUGGCGGUGGUGGUGGUGGAGGGAAAACAAUAGAAAUGUGGUGGUGGUGCAGGGAAACAAUACAAAUGUGGCAGUGGCGGGGGUGGUAUUGGAGGAAAACAAUAGAAAUGUGGUUGCGGUGGUGGUCUAUAGUUUCACUAUUCACGAAGCUGUGUUAAAAAAAGUUGAGUGUAGGGUCGAUGUGGGGUCGAUGUAGGGUCGAUAGGAGGUCGAUAUAUUUGUGGAUGGAAAAAUGUAUAGAAUAAAUGAGCAGGUGGAGGUGGAGGAGGGGAAUAAAAAACAUUGAGGAGGGAAAAUAAUAAAAAUUGUAGAGGAGGGAAUAAAAACAUUGAGGAGGGAAAAUAAUAAAAUUGUGGAGGAGGGAAUAAAAAAUUAAGGAGGGAAAUAAAAUUGAAAAGGGAGAGGGGUAAGUAAAACAUUGUGCGCAGUGUAAAAAAAAAGGAUGGCUUGCCUUCUUUGACUAUUUUAAUAGAAUCUUUAAUCUAAUCUUUUUUGCAGUUAUUUUAAUAAAGGGUCAUAAAGUUGAUUUCUUGUGUCUUAAGAAACCUGUCUGGUUUUAUUGCUAGCAAUUAUUAGUCGCGUGUUUCAAUUGAUCCUUGUUAAAUUAUCAAUUGGUUUUUUGUGUGUUUUUAUAAUAAUAAGUCAAGAUGUUCCCCUGGGGGUUUUUACUGCAGAGCUAAUUUGUAUGCAACGGUGGGCUUGUGAACUCGCAUAAUUACCUGACUAACGGCGCGUGAAACUCUGAGACUUUAAUAGUUUUUCAUUUCCUCGAGAUAGAUAGGAGAAAACGCGGUUCUGUAAUAGUCAGACACAAUUGAAAUAGAGACUUUUUAGCUCCACUUUGUGUAUAUGUGUUUUUAUUUCCUUUAUGUUCACGAUAAUGAACUAUAUUCAAAAUUGUUCACAAACUCUUAGCUACGAAUUUUACAAUUUGACCGAAUUCAAAUUCACAAAAGACUACCAAGCGAAUUCAAAAACUAUUAAUCGAAUAAACGAAAAUUGUCUCUCUGUCCAAGUCCUUCCAAGUUCUAAACUGUUCUCACUUAUAUUUUUUUAAACACUAGAGUUUUUAAUCUCGAUCAAUGCAAAUUUCCAUCACACUGCAUCCAAUCAGGGCUCGAAUGAGUCCCUUAACGCACCAAUGUCUUUCACCACCAUCGCUAGUUCAUUAGUCCUUUUGUCCAGUUUAUAUAUCCGAGUUUUAGCGCUAAUGAAAAGACAUAAACUAAAUUGAAAUAAAGACUUUUCAACUCCACUUUGUGUAUGCGUUUUGUUUAUAUAUCUGAGUCUUAGCGCUAAAUAAGAUAUAGGAAGCCGUUUCUCGCGUUGCUAGUUGAUCGCUCCUCUUAUUCCUAUUUUCCUUUUAAUAGACGGUCCGUAAACCAGGCUCAAGUUACUUCACGGGCAAGUCGAGGCAAGCCUAUUGUGCCUAUUGUGUUCUUUCAAGAAACGACUAUCCACUCCAUUAUAUAUGGAGGAAGGCACAUAAUUAGAUGGAGGAACGCAUUUUUUCCCUAGGUUAUAACAAUGGGUGACGUCAUGGACUCGACCUUAUGCAUAUUAACAAAGAGAACGCACACGGAACGCAAAGGGACGCACCAACGGGGCUUAAUUUCCAACAUAGUAGACUACUUAUCGAGGAUUGAAUGAAACACUAGGUAUGAUUGAAGGGGAUUUCUAGAUGUAUCCGACGCGUACAUUUGAUUCGGGUUGAGGUAAACGCUUUUCAAACUGGCAAAAGUAGUGUCCAGGUCAGCGCGGUCCCAUAGCUGACUCUGUCCCUUUAAGUGGAAAGGGUUUCAAUAGUUUGACAGCCGAAAUCUAAUUAUCUCAAUCUUGCCAAAAGUGGGCCGAAGACGGUCGUAAAAGAAAUGAUUAUAGGUUCUCAUUCCUUUCCUUUUUUCCUAUUUCCCUCCUCGCAAACUUUUCGCGUUCCUUUCGACAGUGUCUGAGAGCCCAGAACAGGCUAAUGAAGAUGAUGUGAACUGUGGAAAUACAGUGGUAAUUGCAGUUUAAGCAAUUGCAAAUUCACCUGAAAACAAUUUCGGGACUUCAACGAGAUUCGAACCCAUGGCCUCUACGUAAGCGCUGCAGGGCUCUACCACUUGAGCUAUGAAGUCCCAUAGAUGGGGAGCAGGCCAAAUUGUUGAGUUCAUCUUAACCAGUGAUAGGAAUGAAACAUGAAAGUUUUUUUUUCGGGUUUAUUUGCAGUUGCCUAAUUUGCAAUUACCACUGCGACGAUCAUAUCUUCAUUUAAAAACCUGUCUUAUUUUGUUCAGUUACUAAUGAUACAAAGAUUAAUGAAGGUGAACUAUAGUCCUGCGUACACGGCAAAUGUGCGGGCUGUCACUUGUAACCUUCAGUCCCAGCUAUAUGUCUGUAAAACUACCCCACACGUAUUUACCAGGGUAAGCCUUUUAAAUCGUCAAUUCCAUGAAACAUUUGAAGAGUCCAGAUUCUUGUACAAAUCUAUCAUGUAGUACAGAUUAUAUGUCUUCUUUUUCAGGGGAAAUCUUUUUCAAAGGUGCAGGUUUCUCGACUGGGUCGCUCUAAGUCUCUCCCUCUGCUCAGUGGAUGUGAUAAAACCAGUACAUCAUGUGUUGCACAGGAUGUUUUGCCUCCUGACUCAACUCGUUGGUAAGUAAUUUACAGUUUGAUUGGGUCGCUAUCUAGAACAGUAAUAACAGCUAUUUUGUAAGCCUACAUGAAAUGCGAUUUUCCGAUUUGGGUCACCUGACAAUGAGUGUCUCACAAACUCAAAAACCGGGCAAUUUGGGUUUACCAUCCGUAUUUUGCCACAUAUAAGCACGCUUAUGUCAUUUUACAGCAUGGAAACUUAUUCUGGUCUCAAAUGGUACUUUUCAAAGUAGGCCCUUAGUUACAGCCCAAUCAUAAAAAAGGGUUCCGUCACAAAAAAGGACGGCAAAACUGUGGACAGAUCACCGCUCCCUUGUCGCUUUUAAAUCGUUUCCAGCUGUUUUUUCUGCCCAGUUAAUGAUCUGCGAUUACCGUUAAGGCAUGUUGUUUGUGUAGCCGUUUUAGCGGUCAACAAGACAAGAAAUGUUUUUGGAGAUGGAAAGCGGUUUGGACCAUUAAAUGCUUGCAUUCGUCAAAUAGCAGUUAACUUACGACUAGCGCUUGCCGUGUUUUUAUUUAAUUAGCGGUUAUUUGGCUAUUUUGUCCUCGCAAACAGUGUGUAACAUUUGCCAUUUUCUCCAACUCUGCAUUGCCAAAAUCAACAGACGGAGUCUUUGCAUUUAAUACAUCUGCGCCCCAUCUUCAGUCUAGUAUUUUACGAUUAACGUCUACGGUAAAAUAGAAAGAAACAUCUUCCAAAUUUGCCAACGUUAGGUGGAUGUAAAGAAUAAGAUAUGCUAUUUAGCAAGAGACUAUAAAGGGGACAGAGAGGGCAUCCCCCAUAUACACCCUAUUCCAUAGGUAAUUCGUCUCGAGUUAUUUUUAGAAUCGGGAUAAAGUUACCUCGCGCGAGGCGCGGAUGUUUCGUGGAGGUUUCGCAUGACCAAACGCCGUGCAAAACAUGUCGGGCGAGAGGCAAUGAAAGCGUAAAAAGAUCGAGAGCAUUCCUGAAUAUUGAAGCGAAAUGAGUCGGCGCUCACCUGAGAAAAAGGAAUCGCUGGACUCUUUGACAACCCGUGAAAUCAGUUUAACUCGAAGUUGUCGUAACCUCAGUGCUUUAAUAAAAUGAGAAAUUUCGCCGGUCUAUUGAAACCGGUCGUUUGUACAAUUUAGGGAGUUUAAGAUCCAACGACGCAGACGACAACUAGAACGUCAAAAAAACAAUAGGUUUAAUUAGCAAAACAACAACUUCGCACGUGCAAUACACUUUUUUUUUCAUUUCUUUCCCGUUUUUGCACGACUACGACGUGAAAAUGCCUAAUUUCGCGUUUUAUGGAGGACGUAAAUAAGCAACGACGAAAUUUUAUUUCUCUUUCUGAGCUUGAAUAUGGUCCCUUGAAAUUCAGCUUUAGGAGGGUUCGCCUACAAUUGACAAAGUAAGUGGGUAGGAAUAAUCGCUAUAAAGACUGAAAAAAAUAAACAUCAAACCAGAAAUUGCUCUCUUCAAACUGUAAAUUAUAAAUGAUCCUGAGAGAAUAUUCAGUGUGUUAAGGAUUUCCCUGCUCUACUGUUAGCUCUAUACAAGAGAGGAAGGGCGAUUCUUUUUUAAUUUCGGUUUCGCUGACACAGCUUUCGCAGAAAUCUCGCUGUAGUCGUUUUCGUCGUCAAAAGGAAUAGCAAAAUCGCUCUCCGCGUCUUCCCCCAUUUUGUUCUGCGUCAUUUUGUGAAGGACGCGUGGUUCUCAGCGUGGGUCAUCCACGCGGAACACAUUCGCGCUAUGUGAUUGGCUGUUGUCUAAUCCCCCUUGAGAUCUGUGGUGUUAAAAAUAACUCAAGACGAAUUACCUAUGGAAUAGGGUGUAUAUGGAGGAUGCCCUCUCUGUCCCCUUUAUAGUCUCUUGUAUUUAGGCAUUUUAGCAACGAAAAAUGUUACUUUUUUAUCAUAAUUAUUUUUGAUAUGAAUGGUGAUAUCAAAAUAAAUGCUUUCAAUUGUUAGGAGUGCACCAGAGAUUAUUUCAGAUGGACUCUAUACUCACGCUAGCGACGUAUGGGCUUUUGGUAUCUUAGCCUGGGAACUUUACGCAUCCUACGAAAAUGGUCAAGAACAGCGACAUCUCUCACUGCCCUAUUUUUUCCUAAAAAACGAACAGGUAAUUUUCAAUCCCUUUUUGUCCAGUCAAGAUUUCUUUUAAUUUUUCUCAACGCCAUUGAGGAGUGGGACGGGAACUACUUGUUGGAAACAGGGACUCAGUAUGACGUCAGUAUCACGUGUUUUCGUUUCAGAAAAAACCCAAUCUCGUUCCCAGAGGCCGCGAUCCUUUCGCUGGACAAUGCAACGCGGACUCUGGGAAUGAGAUUGGAAAAUAACCCAACCCCACAAACUGUUCUCUUGCUCGUAGAUUCAGAAUGUUUUCUGAUGUAGUCUCUGAUUGUUAUUCUGAGAAACUGAUGUAUUGCUAGUGUGAAGGUUUUGAAUUAUAAUCUUGAAGAUCAUCUGAAGAAAGUCUACGAUUGUGUCCGUUUUAUUCACUAGUAAACAACACACAAAAAAUCGGACGAAAUCAGUUAGGUAUAAACGGUAUUCUCAGUCUUAAGUAGCCUGUGUAGCGGGCGGUAUUGUCUCGGUGCGCGAUUUAAGUUUUUGCGGCGGAGCCGUGAUCCAAAAAAGGAAGUGGGGACGAGGCUAUUUCUCGCGGCUUACGCCGCCAAAUCUCACUCGACUACUACACAAUACCGCCAGCUACGCAGGCUAAGUAUCAAGUUACCCACAAUCUUUCUCUGUGGAUUUUUACUUUUUUGAAACAGUUAACAAAAACGUCUAAAAAUCCUGAUAGCUUAUUGAUAUUUUCAAUGUCUCGUGAAGCUAUAUAAAAAUGCCACAAAAGUCCGAGUUAUGAAGUUAGACCAAAAGUUUGGGAUCUACAAGUAACUUGACGUACAACGUGGUCGUACCUAUCUGUUCCCCAGAUUUUGCCUUAUAUGUGUGACAAAGGACCACUGGAGCAACCAAAAGACUGUCCUCACUGGGUUUAUAUCAUAAUGCAUCAGUGCUGGGCGUUUAAGUCUGUACAGAGGCCACCCUUCAUUGCCAUUUAUGACUGCCUCACGAGCAGGUAUCAGUAAUAGUUGGCGGCGCUCUAUUUUAACUAUUAAGUUUUUGGUGAACUACUUCUGUCCAUAGAAGUUUAAAACAAUUAUUUUGCUCUAACCGGCUUAUGUUAAUAUGUGUAAUCAUUUGAUGACCAGUGAAAUUAGGGAAUAAUUUCACGCGCGUUUCAGUUGUCCAAAUCCUCAUAAUUAUUAGGAUAUGGACAAAACGCACUUGAAAUUAUUCCCUAUUUUCAAGUGUAUACUAUUUGAUAACCUGAAAACAUCUAGCCGUUCGCAUAGUAGAGCGCGGGAGAAAAAUUCACCAAAAAAAAAACGAGGGGAGACUAGAGAGGGAAAGGAAGAGAGAACUUUCGAUGUCGCGCCCCCCCGUUUCCCCCUCCCCCGUUUUCCCGGUGUACAACUUAAUUCGCUCCCCACUUACCGCCGCGCUCUACUAUCUGAACGCCUGGAACAGGCUAAAUAACAUCAAGGGUGACGAAUUACGUUCGCAAUUGUGAGUUUUUGACAUGUUUAUCCUGGUUUUAUCGUAUUGCGAUCGAGAAGUCCACGCUCUCAAAAGUUUAGAGCUUCAUUCUGGCAUGAGUAGUGCAGAAUUUUCAGAAUGUUUCGAUGAUACCUGCUAGAAUCCUUCUUGAUGUGCUCUUUCGUGUGUUUAGGUCCUUUAAUGCUCCAACAUCUUCAUUCAUAAAAUUUUGACACUUCGUCGACAUCUUGGCAGUGAGACGUUCGGAAGGUCAGGAUCUCAAAGGGGGGUGGCCGGAGCCCGGGAGCCCUAUGAUUUUUUCCGUGGAGCCCGGAGCCCCAUCGCUUCGUUGCUCUGGAGUCCUAAUACUAUUUUACUGUAGAGCCUGGAACCCUCAAAACGUUUGCUGCGGAGCCCGUAGCCCCAAAUAUUAAAAUUCGGACAUUCCUGCACACAGAAAGCGUCACAACGUGCUUUGUUUGUUGUUUUCUGGGAAUCGGAACGAAGAUAGUAAAAAAAACAGUAAAAUAGACUGAGGCUAACUAACAUAUAAUGAUGCUAUUCUGGGCGUACGCUGCAAUCCACACUUACUACUUUUUAACUGAAUCAUUUAUAAAGGUUAAAAUUCUAAAUUACUGAGAUAUAUACUAUAUAUAUAUUCAGGUUUUUAAGCUUUUGUCCUACCUAGACAUUGGAAAAAUCCACAUAGUACCCUUCGACUGUAGACAGUGUCUCAAGUGUCAGAUAUUUUUUACAGCAACAAUCUGGUUCUCAUGUUAGUCUUCGUCAAAUGUCGUCUGCAUAUGUCUGGCCAGGAAUUACUGUUAUUUGUAAGCCAGCAAUACAAAAUCAAAUUAAAAGAAAGUUACCGUCUUGGACACGUUUCCUGGCUCUUCUUGAUCUUCUCGUUGAAACUUCCUCCUGCUCAGGCUCUUCUUUAUCUCCUUCUUCUGCCAUAAAUUCUCUUUCUGUGGGCGUCAUUGUAUCACCCUCGUCUAAUGCCAAGAGCAUUGUCUUUUCAUACCACUCUUCAUGAACUCUUACGGUCCCCUCUUCAACUUUAACGUAUAGGCAAUGCUAUACUCUGGAAUUCCUUGCGAUACAAUACUGGCGUACCAGAAUCCGUGAAAUGAAAGGGUAGAAGAUCCUCUGAGAACCAGAGGCAUUUGUACCUAGUUUUAACUGGAUCACUAGCUAAAACAUCCUCUUCAAAUCUUACGAUAAAAAAACGGACAGGAUUUUGUGGCCAGUACUUUUGGUGCGCAGCCUUGUACCACAGAUGCAAAAUCACCCUUUUUUGCAACAGCGGAAGUGGUUUCCUGUUCACGAUUCUCAUUAGUACUUGUCUCUUCGUGUAGUGAAGAUGGCAAGGUAUUAUCUUGGAGUUGAAAAAAUUGAAGAUUUCUGUAGGACCAAUCUCUUCUUCGUACGCAUUUACAGGUAGUGUACCCGACCGAUCUUUUGUGCUCAUGUUUGAAACACUUUGCUGACGAACGCUUUGCCAAUAUCAUAUUGUUGUCUCCACUCCCUCAUCCUAGCAACAUCUGGAGACGUCGUGUAGGCCGUGGUUUACGGUCAAGUAAUUUUUAAAUUCGGAAAUCGAUCUUCCAGUGCGAUCGCCUUUCAAAAUAAAACUCCACCGAUGACAAGCUUUCUCUGCUGCCAGUUUAUAAAAACACCCUGUUACAUCAAGCAAACACUGUUUUCUCGUAGGUUUAUUGGAUCCUUGACCUUCUCUUUCUUCCUCUGCAAUCGACAUGACUUUUUUCACGUGAAACUACUGACGAAAAUGCCACGACGAAGAGACUUUUCAAACUUUGGAUCUGUCACAUCGUGGUUUGAAAAAAAUCUUGCUCUUGCCUAUGGAGGCCCCUUCAGGUCAAAAUUAAUACAAUAAAAUGGCAUCACAAGUGACCUUUUUGGCCAGUUGAGCAUUUAUUAUGGACCCGUUGUGUAUUUUUGUCAUCACUUCACAGGAUUUUUUUAGUGUGUUGUUAAUUUUUUUAGCUGCAUGAAUUAUUUUUUAUUAAGGCUGUUUACUUUUUUUAUGUUGUUGUAUGUUAUCAAAUUUUUCACGCGUACCACAAAGGAAUUUAUUUGCCUGCAAAUAAAAAUGUUUAUGUCACCUAGUCACGCAAUAAUUUAUGUUAGUUUGCUAAGAGGGGCACUUAUUCCUAGUCACGCAUUCACCUUUAAUAGGUAAUCGGCAGGGAAGAGCUGUGAGCAGGGUCCAAUUUGACACAAAAUAGUCAAGUAUUGAUCACACGAUUAUCACGAGAUCAAUCGGAAAAUUACUAGCCGGGAAAUCACUAGCUGGUAAAUUACUUGCCGGAAUAUUACUUGCUGUAAAACUACUAGUCACGAGCUCGUUCGGAAAAGUACUUGGCCUCGACUUCAGGUUAGGGUAUAAGACAAGCUGUGUUCCCCAAAGUCUUCCUCUUGGUCUCCUGACGUAACAAGCUUUGCGAAUUUGACCCUCCUCCUCUGUUCCUCCGCCUCUUUUUUAAUAGUACUUUAUUUACUCUGGAUUCCUUUUUUCUCCGCAUUCACCUUUGCCAGAGCGUAAAAAAUCAAAUAAUCAUAACUAAUUAAAUUUGUUUGAAGAUGUUAUAUUUAAUCAAUAAAUCGGCCAUCUUGCGUGGCCAAAAUUAUACCCAAACACAUCGUUGUUCCUUAUUUCUUUAAGCGCUCUUGCAAACAUAGCUCGACUGAUGACCCCAGAAUUUAGCCAAAGGUUCUCUUUAUAAUAAAGGUAUAAAAGACAAGCAGGCAAGGAGGCAUAAAUAAUUUUUUAGUAGUUACCUCGAAUUAUUUUUAAUACAAGUAUUGAUAAUUAUUUUUUCAUCGUGCUGAUAAUUAUUUUCCGCUGUAUCGCGAUUUUAUUUUUGGGCCGACAAUGCUUUGCGGGCCUUGCAGUUGAAGUGGACUGGUUCGAGUCUUUGACUUCCUUGGGCGACCAUUUUGAAAACUUUGAAGUGGGGUAAGCGCUUGUUUUCAUAUCUCAAACCGCCCUCUCCCUUUUCACUUACACUUACAUGAAAUUUUCAAGUUCCUUGACUCAGAGACUUAGUUUCUGCUCAACAAAUGUCCAAAAAUACACAUGUCCAAAAUAUUUGCAUGAUACUGUUGCGAGAUUUCGUACCGGGGUGACAUUCUCGCCCCGGUACAACAACCGGGGUGAACUCACGCCGGGGUGACUCGCGCCGGCAUGGCAUUUUGUGGUGGUAUCAUGUAAACAAAUGUAGAGCCAUGAGAGGGAACCGGAGUGAACUCGCUCAGGCGCGAAAGUCGCCCCGGGGUCAUGUAAACACCCCCUUACGCAACAGGACGGGAGAGGAAAGAAGACUUUAAGUCUUGUUUGACAAGCGUGACAAUUUUGUUUGAAACAACUUUUCGCAAACGUCACUUUCCUUCAAACAGAUCUUUUGGUAAAGGACCAGAAAACAUUGUUGUUAAGUGAAGAUCGCGACAAAACACGCAAGUAAUAGCCCUGUCACGUUUGUCACACACAAGUGUAGUGCCGUCCUCUUCUUCUUGCCGUCCUGUUGCGUAAACUCACUAAUAUGGAGUAAUUCGUCACCAAUGAUAUCAACGUCGUAAUUUCGCGCAAAAAUUGAGGAAUAAUCCAGUUGUCAACAGUGAUAUUAUUUUAUUAUCUCAUUUAAGGGAACCAACGAGGUCUUGGCUCUUUGAUUUGUGGUUAAAGAAUCACAGUCCUCAAGAGUGGCCAAAUUUGCCUGUCCGUCAGCCAGAAGAUGCUUGGCACAUCUUAGAGAAAGAACUUCAUCCACUCAGGACAGAGAUUGAAAAUAUGUGCUCACAAGAUUUCUUUGCUACACAUGAUUAUUCCUAUUGUCAUAUUUCAGAUGACAGUAAGUCUUUCACAGAGCUGACUCAGGGCGUCGAAAAUCAAGCUGAUUUUGACGCAGAGAAUAGCAGCCAAUUCGAACCGUACCAAGUACCAAAGAGACUGAGUGAGGCAAGUGACUCAGAUAUCGUUGAAAAGUACCAUGAGAAUAUAUAUAAUACUGAGGAUAUAUAUGGUACUCUAACAGAAGAAAACGACGGAACUGGUGAUAAUCAAAAUUCUUCCGAAGAUUACGAGAAAGACUUCAAGAACGAGGGUUUGAAUUUAAGUAAACUAGAUUACUCGCUCCUCGGUGAGCGUGAGACACAGCUAUAA
Porites lobata is the source of this 42722-nucleotide messenger RNA. NCBI's taxonomy places the organism in Eukaryota, Metazoa, Cnidaria, Anthozoa, Scleractinia, Poritidae. The record is from the annotation of a GenBank genome assembly.